UUCAAGGUUACCCGGCUUUGUAUAUUUAUAAAUUAUGGUGUAGCAGACUAAUGCUUUAAAGUCACUUUUAAAAACUUAUUGUUAUAAAUCUAAUUUGUAUAAUUUGUGUUUGUAAUUAAUCUAGAUCGAUUACAUGAAAAUCUAGGUCGAUUACAUGAAUGGUUAAAUUACAUUUAUAAUUGGAUAUAUUCCGAUUAAACAAUAGAGUAGAAGAAGAGAUGUGCAAAACAGGGAUACCAGCACACGACAAACUUCCAGUGUACAGUUGGGCAGACAUUCGGAAACACGCUACGAAAUUGGACAGAUGGAUUGUCAUUGAUGGCUACGUUUAUGAUGUAACUUGUUGGUCGAAAAAACACCCUGGUGGUGAGCGUUUAAUUGCCAACCAAGCUGGCCAAGAUUCUACGGAUGCUUGGAUUGCCUUUCACAACGAUAAAAAAGCAGUCAGCAAGUAUCUGGCACCUCUUCGAAUUGGUCGAGUCAGAGAAGAUGAAAACAAAGAGAGUGAGCUUAUUAAAGACUUCAGGGAAUUGCGUCGCACAGUGGAAGACAUGGGCUUGUUUAAAGCCAGUGUCCCUUUCUUUACAUUCAUUAUGUUUCACAUUAUUGCCCUUGAGCUGAUUGGGUGGCUGUUUGUCUACUACUUUGGAACAUCCUGGCUUGCUCUCCUAAUAGCCUCAUUGUUUCUACUCUCUGCACAGGCUCAAGCUGGAUGGGCUCAGCAUGACUAUGGGCAUCUCUCUGUAUUUAAUUCUUCAAAAAUAAACCAUUGCAUUCAUAUAUUUCUGCUCAACUUUUUUAAGGGCGCAUCAUCAUCUUGGUGGAAUUAUAGACAUUAUUUACACCAUGCUAAGCCCAACACUAUUUAUAAAGAUCCAGAUAUACGAUUGGAUAAGCUUUUUUUGUUGGGGAAAACUUUACCAGUUGAGUGGGGCAAGAAGAAAAAAGGAUUUAUGCCAUAUCAACAGCAACACAAGUACUGGUUUCUCAUUAUGCCUCCUUUACUGCUACCUCUGUAUUUUAACUAUGAAGUUCCUUACUUUUUGUGGUCAAGAAAGCUGUAUGGAGAAAUGUUCUGGAUGGCAACAUUUUUCCUUCGCUAUAUAGUGAUGUUUUAUCCUUUUCUGGGAGUUAGUGGUGCGCUACUUCUUUACUUAUGGGUCAGGUUUCUUGAGAGCCAUUGGUUUGUUUGGACCACUCAGAUGAGCCACAUUCCCAUGGAUGUCAGCUAUGACCAGGAUGAUGACUGGGUAACAGCACAGUUGAAGGCCACUUGCAAUGUUGACCAGUCUCUAUUUAAUGACUGGUUCUCAGGGCAUCUGAACUUUCAGAUUGAACAUCAUCUUUUCCCAACAAUGCCUAGAAAUAAUCUUCAUAAAACUUCAGCCCUUGUAAAAUCUCUAUGCGCAAAGCAUGGAUUAAAUUACCAGUCCAAGUCUUUAUUUAGGGCGAUGUCUGAUGUCGUCAGUUGUCUAAAAGAAUCCGGCAAGAUGUGGUUUGAAGCUUACCAUAUGUGAAAGCUACAACAAAACCAUUGCCAGCGUUGGCCAAAGUGUUGGACUUUGAAGUUGUCUCAUUAGUCAUGUUGAAAUGGUAGUUGCAUGAACAGUUUUGUCAUCUGGUCUAACGACAUUGAAACUUGUUUGGGUUUUUCAUUCAUAAUGAGGUUAAUCUUGGUGUUGAAUAUUUUUUUUAUAAUGUGAAAAACUUUUUUUUUAAUGUGUGCACCCUUAAUUUGUUAUGUAUUUCACAAUUAAACUCAUGAAAAUGCACAUUAAACUUAGUGUUCAAUAUAGAAGAAAUGCUUGUAUUCAUUUUAAAAAAAGGUAGUUAAAAGCUUGAAUAUUCAUUAGAAAGAUGAAACAUCUACUAAGAAUAUAUUACCUUAUAGCUGCUAUGAAAUGAUAAGAUAGGAUCAUCUAUAUAAUAGGAAUAAUUCCAAACAUAGUAAAAGUGUAACAUAUCCAGAAUGUAAGUAUGUCUAAACAGGCCCCUUUUUUUUUUCCGUUUUUUUUUUUUUUUUUUUAAAUAUGUUUGACAUGAAUCAUUGUAAAUUCCAUAUUUUUAAUUUAUUACGGUAUUCAACAAAAUGAUCUAAAAGGAGAUUUUGUACAGAAUAUGAGGAACAGGCUAUGUGACUAUGUAACAAACAGGCUUUAAGUGCUGUGCGAAUCUUAAGUAUCUUUCAGGUAAAAACUCUCUCUAGUGCCAUUUUGAUUUGAAUUGUCUGCUGUUUCACACUAGAUUUUAAGUACUGUAUAGGCCUAUAUAUGUUGGAUUUUGUGUUCAAAGGAAGCACUCUCUUCAUAUAGUGAAUGUUUUCCAUUGUACACCACAGAAUACAAAUUAUAAUACUGUCCAGUGUAUUCUAUUUUCUUGCUUUAUGAAGGGAUGUAAUUAAUUUGAUAAUGUUACAUAAUUAAUAAAAGCUUUAUAUGCACUAAAAACAAAGGGGCACUUGUUUAAGAUUUUUUACGUUGCGGAUUUUCAGAGUUAAUGAUGAUCUACUUCCUAGUCCAAACAUCCCCACAGGACAGUGUGGGAUGGCAGCAGACUGGGUAUGAACCUAGGACCAUCAAAAACACUGAAUGACAGUGCGCAGAGCGCAUAAACUGCGUGAUCAGGCUGCCAUCCCCCAUUGUUAAUUAUCUUGGUAUUAAACUAACAUACAAGUCAAGAUGCAUUUAUUGUAUUAGUAAACUACAAAAUAUUUAACAAUUUGAAAAAGAAAUGAACAGCUUCAUUAUUUUACUAGCAUUGUAUUGCAGUGACCUAGUGUUAUUUUAUAUUCCAUGUUGUUUACAUGGAGAGUACAAAAGAAUUACUAAAUUUGUAACAGAUUCUAUUGUUUAUUGAUAUUGUGUUUUUUUUUUAUUAUUACCAAUGGCAUUUUUUUAAUUGCAAGUCAUGAACUCUUUUGUUAGUGUUCAGCAUUUCCACUGAGAUUAUCAAGAGCUGUAAUUAUGUUGUUUUUUUUCUUAGGAUUUGUGACAGUUUUAUGUCAUUAAUUCAAUCCAAUUAUUUGGUCUUUAUAGAUAGCAAAGAUUAUAGAUAGCAGAUAUUUUGUUUAUGCUGUUCAUUGACUUACAGGGUAAUCAGAUUGAAACAAUGUAAAUGUACUUAAGGAUGAAGGGGCUAAGAUAGCCAGUUGUACAACUAUACUAUAGUAAGAUCAAUUAAAGGACACAUUUGAUUGGGCAGAAAACAUGUAAUUGAGCAGAUACCAAGAAUGUUCUAAAUCAUUAGUAAACAAGAAACAAGUUGAACUUUAUGCACCCUUACAUGCAAAGUCUAUACCUAGACAUAGUACUAGAUCAACCAGCAAGCAAUGAAAGGAUUAGAUUGUUGUUGGAAGACAUACGAUUUUGAUAUUUUAAAACUUGUUUAGUAAGAUAACAUUCGCCAAGCAAAAAUUCCUUGCGUAGAAUCAUUUUAUAUUUCCUUUCACCUUUUAGUAACUUUAGUCUAGCUUACCAUACUACACAUGGACAUAGGCUGCACUAGCUUAGCCAUAAGGAAAUGAUCAUAAUGUUCUAGUUGCUUACAGCUAGCUAAUUAGAUCUAUAUAGUGCAAUGAUAAUUGUGAGAAAUGUUCAAGUCUGGUGUAAAGCCUUUGAGAAAUAUAUUUAUAUAUCAGCACAAAAAGUUGUUCCUGUGCUAUGAGACUUGAUUCUCUUGUAGUAAAUGUUUAAAAAUAAACUUGCGUUGACAGCCUCCAUGACCCACUUAGCCUUGUGACUUCUUUUUCUUUUAAUUGUUCAAAAUAAUCAUGUUAGAUAUCAAAUAUCUUGAAACAUUAUUUAUGUUUUAAAAACAUUUUGAUGUGCUAGAAUAUUAGUUCAUGAUCUUCUAUUUUCUAUUCAACUUAACCUUUUGUUCUGACCAGAUACUAGUUAUGGGUGUACUUCUGAAGGCCCUAUUUGUUCUUUUAAGAUUUGUCAGCUAUUGAAGAAUGGAUGGAUAUUUAAAGCUGUUUUUUUUUUUUUCACAUAGCCAGAAACUUGCUAGGGCUUUUUUAUUACCAUUUUAUUCUAAAAAAUAAAUAAAUAACAGAUUUUUUAAUUAGUUUUAGAAGUUUCUGCAAUCCAAAUGUUUCUAUCAUGGGAGAUCCUGUUGCUUUUUUUUUUCUUUUUUGAAUCCUGAUUACAGAAAUAAAAAAAAAUUACAAGUU
This is a messenger RNA of Biomphalaria glabrata, 4171 nucleotides long. Its product is annotated as acyl-CoA 6-desaturase-like. The record is from RefSeq and is a predicted model, not a curated record. Gene Ontology annotation, molecular function: oxidoreductase activity, acting on paired donors, with oxidation of a pair of donors resulting in the reduction of molecular oxygen to two molecules of water. Lineage: Eukaryota; Metazoa; Mollusca; Gastropoda; Planorbidae. Gene Ontology annotation, cellular component: membrane. Gene Ontology annotation, biological process: lipid metabolic process. The coding region runs from base 219 to 1517 and encodes 432 amino acids. The transcript has 11 exons.